Felis catus (domestic cat) is the source of this 3070-nucleotide messenger RNA. RefSeq names its product interleukin 12 receptor subunit beta 1 (gene IL12RB1). Gene Ontology annotation, molecular function: protein binding. Lineage: Eukaryota; Metazoa; Chordata; Mammalia; Carnivora; Felidae. The transcript has 16 exons. The coding region runs from base 126 to 2303 and encodes 725 amino acids. The record is from RefSeq and is a predicted model, not a curated record.
UUUUUUUUUUUUUUUAAUCUUUUUAGCAUUCUUUCUUGCUCAGCUUCAAUGUGUUCCAGGGCGAGGACAGGGUGGCUGGGCCUCGCCAGCAACACAGAAGCUCAUCUGGGGCUGCAGGCCUCUGCAUGGACUUCAUGGGGCAGUUGUUGACCAGGCUGGUCCCCCUCCUUCUGCUCCUGCUUCCAGCGCAGGGCGCCGAAGCCUGCGGCACGAGCGGGUGCUGUUUUCAGGACCCACCGUAUCCGGAUGCAGACUCAGGGUCGGCUUCAGGCCCCAAGGACCUGACCUGCUACCGGAUAUUCAGCGCCGGUUAUGAAUGCUCCUGGCGGUACGAGGGCCCCGCGGCUGGGGUCAGCCACUUCCUGAGGUGCUGCCUCAGGUCCGGGCGCUGUUGCUACUUUGCCGCGGGCUCGGCCACCAAGGUGCAGUUCUCCGACCAGGACGGCAUAUCUGUGCUGCAGGCCGUCACCCUCUGGGUCGAAUCUCGAGCCGGGAACCGGACAGAGAAGUCACCCAAGGUCACCCUGAUGCUUCAUAGCUCAGUUAAAUACGACCCACCGCUGCUGGGAGACAUCAAGGUGUCUGGCUCCGCGGGGUGGCUGCUCAUGAAGUGGGAGACCCCAGCCCGCCAGGAUGGCGCCGAGGUCCAGUUCCGGCACCGGACAGCCGGCAGCCUUUGGAAGCUGGGCCACUGUGGACGUCAGGAUGAUGCUGGCUUCGAGUCAUGCCUCUGCCCCCUGCAGAUGGACGCAGCCCAGGAAUUCCAGCUGCGGAGGCGGCGGCUCAGGCCGGGAGCCCCAGGAGAUCCCUGGAGCAGCUGGAGCAGCCCCGUGUGUGUCCCGCCUGAACGUCUCCCACAGCCCAGCUGGAGGUUCUCGGUGGGGGCACUCCGCCCAGACGGGAAGAGGCAGGUGACUCUGGAUGGGCAGCUGCCCCAGCUUGAGCUUCCAGAAGGCUGCCUCAGGUCCAAGUCUGGCGGGGAGGUGACCUACCGUGUCCACCUGCACAUGCUGUCCUGCCCGUGUAAGCCCAAGGCCACAAAGACCUUGCAGCUGAGAAGGUUCAUCAAUAUCUCCGGCGCCGCCUAUGACCUGGCUGUCGUCUCCCAGAAUCGCUUUGGCCCCGGCCCCAACCAGACGUGGCACAUUCCUGCCCAUGCCCACACCCACCCAGGGGUUCUGAAUAUCAGCGCCGGCGCCAACGGGACCAUCAUGCGUUGGCCAGCCUGGGCCCCGGACAUGACCUACUGCAUCGAGUGGCAGCCCCGGGGCCAGGACAGGAGCCUGACCACCUGCACCCUGAUUCCACCCCAGGAUCGGGACCCUACUGGAAUGGCAACCUACAGCUGGAGCAGGGCAUCCGGGGCGCUGGAGCAGAAGAUGUGUUACCGCAUCACGAUCUUCGCGUCCGCAAACCCACAGAAGCCCACCUCGUGGUCCACGGUCUUGUCCACCUACCACUUCGGAGGCCACGCCCCGGGGGCUGGAAGCCCACAACACGUGCUGGUGAAAAGGCUCAGCCAGGACUCCGUGACGGUGGAGUGGGCGCCCUCCGUGCUGAGCGCCUGCCCUGGCGUCCUGAAGGAGUACGUCGUGCUCUGCCGGGAGAAGGAUGGAGGCCAGAUGUCCAAGCUGUCUGUGAAGCCCACGGAGACCGAGGUCACCCUUGGUGGCCUUCGGGCUGGCACAGCCUAUACCGUGCAGGUUCGAGCAGACACAGUGACGCUGCAGGGCGCCUGGAGCCAACCCCAGCCAUUCAGCUUCGAAGUCCAGGUUUCCCAGUUCGAUUUGUCCGUACUCCUCGCGUCUCUGGGGAGCUUCCUGAGCAUCCUUCUCCUGGGCGUCCUUGGGUACCUCGGCCUGAACAGGGCUGCGCGGUAUCUGUGCCCGCCCCUGCCCACACCCUGUGCCAGCACUGUGGUCGAGUUCCAUAGCAGCCAGGGGAAGCAGGCUUGGCAGUGGACAAGCCCGGCAGACUUCCCAGAGGAGGUGUACCGAAAAGAGGCCCUGGUGGUGAACGUGUCCUGGGAAAAAGGUGAGGGAACGGACCUGGACACGCCCGGGCAUCUCAAGGAGAAGACACGGCUGCUUCAGGGCACUCCUGAGCUGGCCUUGGACGCGGAGCUGCCCUCGGAGGACAGGAGACAGGUGCGAGGACACCCUGAGGCUCAGACUCCGGAGCCCGGAAGGCAGGAUGGUCUGGAGGGCAGCCCUGCCCAGGCGGCUGGACUCCCACUGCUCUUGGGAGACCUAAUACAGACUCCCGUAUUCAGUGGCCCUUCGCACACCGGCCUGGAGGCCUGAGGGACAGAGAGGAAAGUCGUCCUUCGGGCAGGAAGCCUGAAGACAGCCGGUUAUUAAGCAAACGUUGCAUACCCAGCUUAUUCUGUGUAGACACUCCCGCGAUGUCCUGAACCCCCACAACCACCUCGAGAGGUACAUGGCUGUUCUAUCUCACAGACACGGCCACUGAGGCUCAGAGAGGGCAAGUGGCUAGGCUGAAGCUACACAGCACUGGUGGGAGUCAAACCUGGGCCAGGUGACCCAGACGCCAUUUCCACCCUCGAGGCUCUGAUGCCACCGCCCUUCCCCCCCCCCGCCCCCCCGCCCCGACUCUGUCUAGCAAGUCUUGCAACAUGUCCUCUGGUGGGGACUCUAGAAAGCGCCAGAAAAUGGAAGCUGCUACCCACCCCCCCCCACAAGACAUCCAUGGGGGAAGGAACAGAACUUUUCGGUGUUGAAUAGGGGGGAGGGGGGGGGGGCUCGUGCUGAUCCUAGGACCCGAGGCUGGACGUCUUGUCCCAGGAGCACUUGAUGGGGAGUCUGGGCACAGAGUUCCUGCGGGCGGGCGCUGCAGGGUGUCCAGGCUCUAAGGAGCUAGUGGUGGGGAAAACAAGGCGGGGGGGGCUCUAAUCAUUCUUAAGGAAGUGAUGGCCCCUCCUCAGCCUCAGUCUCCUCCCCCGUAGAAUGGGGGUGAGGAUAAUACUGAACUCACAGAGCUGUGGGGUGGGGGAGGGAGCUUAUAGCUGAAUAAAUGAGCCUUCCGUUUUAAUAAAUGAGACACAACUGGA